Branchiostoma belcheri (Belcher's lancelet) is the source of this 1016-nucleotide messenger RNA. Its product is annotated as calcium-activated potassium channel subunit beta-3-like. Gene Ontology annotation, cellular component: membrane; voltage-gated potassium channel complex. Gene Ontology annotation, biological process: detection of calcium ion; potassium ion transport. Gene Ontology annotation, molecular function: calcium-activated potassium channel activity; potassium channel regulator activity. The transcript has 4 exons. Lineage: Eukaryota; Metazoa; Chordata; Leptocardii; Amphioxiformes; Branchiostomatidae. The coding region runs from base 159 to 821 and encodes 220 amino acids. The record is from RefSeq and is a predicted model, not a curated record.
UUUUAAGUAGCGGUCCAAAUUCCUUGGCAUAUGUUAUCCGUCUAUUUGGCCACUUUCUACUCACUCCAGCCGCUUCUGAAGCCUGGUAGAAGCUAGCUGAGUUUGCCGAAACCGUCAACGAAAGUUUCAAAAGCGGACUUACCAGACUGUAAGUAACCAUGGCUUCUGACGACUGGGACUAUAGCUAUUGCAAGAGAGGCUGCGUCUAUACCCUAGCGUUCGUCCCGGUCUUGGGCGCCAUUGGACUGAUUGUCGCUGGCGUCGUGGUGGCCAGGCCCGCCCUGACGGCUCUUCGCCUCCGAGAGGCCGUGUGCACGGUAACGAACUCCACCCUAGGCGCGGACGUGACCUGCAAAUGCCCGCUGGGCAGGAACUGCCGGUCAACUUUUCCGUGCUUACAGAUCGGCGUGCUGUAUUCUGACGAGAAAGGAAGUAACGGUACGACUAGCGGAAGUCCCGAAAUGGGGCAAACGAAGCCUCAUAACACAACAAGCCACAGAAGUCUACUGGUGAACACUCAGGACUUGUUUGGGCGGACGCCACCGUGUGCCGUUCGGCCGUGUGACAAGUCAGCUCACGACAACGUGGAGGACGUGUUGGCCUAUCAGGAGUCCUGGGGGACUGCGGGCCAGCGGUUCCCCUGCUUCUACGAUCCCGCCAGCGACGCGGAGGUCUCCCGUGCCGUGGUCUUCGGCGACAGGUGGGCGGUGUUCCACGCGCUGUUCUGGCCGCUGCUGGUGAUUUUUCUCGGCCUGGCGGCGGCGUACUUCAUCUGUUACCGGUUCCACUGCUGGUGUGAUGACGGCACCUGGGAGGAUUAGUACAGUAGCCGAUAGGUACAAGUUGCACUGUUACCGAUUCCGCUGUUGGUGCGACGACGGCACCUUGAAUGAUUGUAGAACAGAACCUACCGUAGCCGAUAGGUACUGGUGAUUUUUCUAAGCCUGGCGGCAGCGUACUUCCUCUGUUACCGGUUCCACUGUUGGUGCGAUGACGGUACCUGGGAGGAUUAGUGC